Schistosoma guineensis is the source of this 2479-nucleotide messenger RNA. NCBI's taxonomy places the organism in Eukaryota, Metazoa, Platyhelminthes, Trematoda, Strigeidida, Schistosomatidae. The record is from the annotation of a GenBank genome assembly.
GAGCUUCGGUAUUGUUUCAUUUUUAAUUCAUGGAAACUAUUAUCGCUCACGUUCGUGAAGGGAAUCUUCAUGAAGUAAAAUUAUGGUUAGAUGAUAUAGAAAACGAUGUAAAUCAGGGCGACGAACAUCGGUUCAGCCUGUUACAUUGGGCUGCACGUGAAGGACAAAGAAAUAUAGUUGAUUUACUGGUUAUUCGUGGAGCUCGUAUUAACGCUACAAAUAUGGGUGAUGAUACAGCUUUACAUUUAGCCGCAGCUCAUGGACAUUUUGAUGUUGUACACUAUUUGUUAAAUUCUCACCGACUAAAUGUGGAUGCUGCAAAUGAACAUGGUAAUACAGCUUUACACUAUGCUUGUUUUUGGAACCAUUUAGAAAUUGCUGAAUAUUUGAUUAAAAAUGGAGCAUGUCUUAUGCAAGAAAAUAAAUAUGGUGAAACUCCAUUAGAGCUAAUUCGUCCACGUGCUGCGGCAUUAAUUGCUCCAUUAGCACAAGCUUUAGGACAUGAUUUAUCUCAUCGUCGACCUUUUCGUGAUACAAGCUGGAUUGGUACAAAAACACGAGCACGAGAUGCUACUUUAUAUCGUCUUGAAGGUGAAUCAUGGGAUCCUCGAGAAGUUGAAUUAACAGGUGCCUUAGCUGAUGGUCAUGGUGCUGAGGUACUGAAAGGUUCAUUUAGACGGUGUCCUGUAGUUGUAAAAAUGUUAAAACUACGAAAUUGUUCAACAAGACAGGCACGUGAUUUCAAGGAUGAAUUCCCGAAACUUCGCAUCUUUAAUCAUCCCAAUAUACUCCCAGUAUUGGCUAUUUUUACUGCCACGCCACGUUUAUGCCUUGUCAGUGACUUUAUGCAAUAUGGAAGUCUUUUUGAUGUUUUACACCAACCAGCUGAAGCCAAUAUACACGGUACAACUGAGAUAAGUCAUCGACAAGCUUUACGAUUUGCUGUUGACAUAGCCAAAGGUAUGGAGUUUCUACAUUCACCAGAAUUAAAAGUUCCCAAUUUUCGUUUGAACUCCAAACAUGUAAUGGUAGACGAAGAUAUUGCUAAAAUUGGUGUUUGGGAUACAGUUGAUACUGUUACACAUGGACAGAAUAUACAACAGUCAAUUAUACCUGAUGAAUCGUUAAUUGCUCGUUUAGAUAUGGCAGAUUACAAAUUUUCAUUUCAUGAAAAAGCUCGAGAAUACAAUCCAGCUUGGAUGUCACCUGAAUCUUUACAAAAAAAAGCAAGCGAAAUAAAUCUUGAAGCUUCAGAUAUGUGGAGUUUUGGUGUUAUACUCUGGGAAUUAACAACUCGUAUGAUACCAUUUGAUGGAAUAAAUCCUAUGAUUAUUGGAAUGAAGAUAAUGAAAUAUUGCUCAAUUGGAAAAUUAGAGGAUAAUGAUAACUGGUUAUGGUUUAAAAUUACAAAACAAUAAUUUAAAAAAACAAGAACAAAACAAAAUAUACUACAGAAGGGAAUUUAGGGCCAAGAAAGAAUGAGAGGUUGAACGUAUCGUUUUUUUUAUGUAGAGUUUGGGCUUGAAUAGGUGGAUCACCAAUGCCUUAGCAGAGAUAUAUGAAUGAUAGUUUAAUUAUUUGUGAAGAAGAUAUGAGUGUCAAUCAAAUUUUGAGUCAUUUCAGCAAUUGUUAUCACUCAAUUCAAUUCACGUUGAAAGUAGAGGUGGACGAGGUAUUCUAUUUUCUUGUUGUCUGGUUGAAAAGAAGGUCAGAUGAUUCUUUACAUAGAUCUAUAUAUAGAAAACCGGUUUGAAAUGGGCAGUAUAGUAAUUUUCAUAACUGGGUUCAAUUGCGUAGAAUGAAAAACUUAAUUUACUUUUUAUCCUCGAGGAUUAGGCGAAUGUGUUCUAAUGACACAAUAGAUGACGAACUACUUCAACUCCGCAGAUCCUCAUCAGAAAUGGUUAUCCACCUAGAUUCGUCGAUAGGAACUUAACACCUAGACAACAUGUUGAAAAGCUCCAACAGUUCGAAAGAAAACUUUUUAUGAAUAUCGAAUUUAAAGGAGAUACGGCUGCUGAAAUCUUGAAUAAACGGAUUUUAAAGUCCCCGAAUAGAACCUUCUACUCAGCUAAGUUCCGCAUUGUCUUAGCAAGCCGACCCACCAUUCACGGAUGUGUUGAGGAUAAAAUUCUGCUUUGGACCACAUGAAUGUGCAUCUACAAAUUUACUUGAUCUUGUGGGGCAAGUUACAUUGGUCGCACAGAACGAUCACUUUCUAGACGCAUCUCAGAACACUACCAAGCAUGGCUUUUAAAAGGAGAAUACAAAACAGUUACCAGUUCAAUACAAGAACAUCUAAUCAACUCUGAACACGUCACUCUGAAAUAGUCUUCUUUUAAAAUAACCUACACAAUCAAAGAAACUGGAUUAAAAGGUGGUCGAAUCAACUAUUCAAGCCCAAACUCUGCGUGUAAAAACGAUACGUCCAACCUCUUAUUCUUUCUUGGCCCUAAUUUUUUUCUGUAGUAUGUUUCGG